Echinostoma caproni is the source of this 951-nucleotide messenger RNA. Lineage: Eukaryota; Metazoa; Platyhelminthes; Trematoda; Plagiorchiida; Echinostomatidae. The record is from the annotation of a GenBank genome assembly.
AUGAAUCCCCUUGCUCCUACCGCUACAAUGCCAGUUGUGCCGCAAGGAUUACUCCUAGGAGUUCCUCAUGUUGCUCCUCAUGCGGUCAUACCCGGGGCUGCUCCAGUAGUUAUUCCUCAGGCACCCGUAGCGGCGGAGGUUUCGGGUCCUCCAAACAACACAGUGUACAUCAAUAAUCUCAACGAAAAAAUCAAACGUGAUGAGCUCAAGAAAUCACUCUAUGCUGUAUUUGUUCAGUUUGGAAGAAUUUUGGACAUAAUUACGUCGAAAACUCACAAAAUGCGUGGCCAGGCGUUUGUUGUAUUCGACGAUGUAAAUAGUGCGGCUACCGCACUCCGGGCAAUGCGUGGAUUUCCGUUAUAUGAGAAGCCAAUGCGUAUACAGUUUGCGAAGGUUGAUUCGGAUGUCGUGGCCAAGCGUAAAGGUACCUACGUUCCUCGUCCUAAGGUGGCAAACAAGGCGGCAGCAGCCGCCGCUGCAGCAGAGGCGGCCGCAGCGGCUGCCGCAUAUGAUGCCGUGGGACCUCAGGGAGGAACAAGCGCUCGAGCUAUUCGACGACGACAACAGCGUGCAGCAGCGGCUGCCGCCGCCGCUGCUGAAGCAGCUGGUGCUGGUGGGGCAGCCAUCCCACCACCAGAGGGUGGUCUAGGAGACACCCAAAACCAAGCUCCACCGCCACCACCUCCAAUCAAUCCCGCUACUAUCCCGGAUCAGCCACCGAAUAAAAUUCUUUUCCUUACUAAUUUACCCGAUGACGCAAAUGAAGCUAUGAUCAGUAUGCUGUUCAACCAGUUCACUGGCUAUCGGGAGGUCCGCAUGGUCCCUGGACGUUCUGACAUAGCCUUUGUUGAGUUUGAUAGCGAAGUGGAAGCCUCUGCCGCCAAACACGGACUUCAAGGUUUUACCAUUCGUCCCGGUGUACCGAUCCGCAUCACAUUUGCCAAAAAAUAA